Molecule: messenger RNA, 279 nt
Organism: Rotaria sp. Silwood1
Lineage: Eukaryota; Metazoa; Rotifera; Eurotatoria; Philodinida; Philodinidae
Source: the annotation of a GenBank genome assembly
AUGUUCGUUUAUCACUACUGUUUGUAUCUUUUAGCAUUCGGUGUUUUAAUUAAUUCGAGAUAUAUUGAGCGACCAUUUCACAAUGAUCCAGACGAAGAUUUAUAUGUUCUAAAUAAUUAUUACGUAGAUCGUGCUUAUCGGUCAAGUUCUCUCGAACGAUAUUUGCGUAAUCUGAUUGCUGAAGAUAUUCGUGAUAGUGAAAAAUAUGAUGAAGCAAUGCCAUUCGAACGGCGAAGCAAAGCUAUUACUAAAGGUGAUCCACGAGAAUUUAUGGGUUAA